Molecule: messenger RNA, 3396 nt
Organism: Sander lucioperca (pikeperch)
Lineage: Eukaryota; Metazoa; Chordata; Actinopteri; Perciformes; Percidae
Gene: evi5b
Product: ecotropic viral integration site 5b
Exons: 20
Coding region: 380-2830 (816 amino acids)
Source: RefSeq, a predicted model, not a curated record
AGAUGUAAACAUUUGGUACUAGGCCGCCGCCGUCUGUCUAAACUUUGCAGACAUUUGUGUAACGUUACACGUAUUAUACAGCUGCAUGGGCUGGACCGAAGAGUCAAUGGAAACUAGCUAGCUUACUAAGCACUGGCUAGCUUUCAAGUGGAAACCUAGCUAUGAUAACUUGGAAAAUAUAGCUAAUGUAUUCGGGUAAAGUCUUCGAAAAACAGUCUUUUUCCUGUAAUAGUAGGACUAUACUUUUGUGCAUGGGAAGCAGACGACAUUUGCUGCGGCUGGAUAAAAACGCUUCAAGGUGGCGACAGACAAAGUUGCUGGUAAGCUGAGUUCUACUCUCUCAUGGGUGAAGAACUCAGUGUCCCACACGGUCAGUCAAAUGGCUAGCCAGGUGGCCACGCCCACGUCCCUGCAGACCACUGCCACCUCCUCUUCUACAUCUCUGUCUUCGCCUGCCCUCUCGCCAUCCUCACCGGCGCUGCUCAGUCCUGACGAUGUGGAGCUGCUUGCCAAGCUCGAGGAGCAGAACAGGCUGCUAGAGACAGACAGCAAGUCGCUGCGCUCAAUGAAUGGCUCCAGGCGAAACAGUGGCUCCUCCCUGGUGUCCAGCUCCUCUGCCUCCUCCAACCUCUCCCACCUUGAGGAGGACACGUGGAUCCUGUGGGGACGAAUCGUCAAUGAGUGGGAGGAGGUGCGCAAGAAGAAGGAAAAGCAGCUUAAGGAUCUUGUCAGAAAAGGGAUUCCUCACCACUUCCGGGCGAUAGUGUGGCAGUUGUUGUGCAACGCCCAGAAUAUGCCCAUCAAGGAUCAAUACUCAGAACUCCUAAAGAUGACAUCACCCUGUGAGAAGCUGAUUCGCAGAGACAUCGCCCGCACAUAUCCUGAACAUGAAUUCUUUAAAGAAAAAGACAGCUUGGGCCAGGAAGUGCUCUUCAAUGUUAUGAAGGCAUAUUCUCUGGUUGACCGUGAAGUUGGCUAUUGUCAAGGGAGUGCAUUCAUUGUAGGACUGCUACUCAUGCAGAUGCCAGAAGAGGAGGCUUUCUGUGUGUUUGUGAAGUUGAUGCAGGACUACAGAUUACGAGAGCUCUUCAAACCCAGUAUGGCUGAGCUGGGACUCUGCAUGUAUCAGUUUGAGAGUAUGAUCCAGGAGCAACUCCCCGAGCUGCAUUUGCAUUUCCAGGCUCAAAGCUUUCACACUUCCAUGUAUGCCUCCUCCUGGUUCCUCACCAUCUUCCUCACCUCCUUCCCUCUGCCCGUCGCCACAAGGAUGUUUGACAUCUUCAUGUGUGAGGGUCUGGAGGUAGUUUUCCGUGUGGGACUGGCCAUCCUUCAGAUGAACCAAACUGAACUCAUCCAGCUUGACAUGGAGGGAAUGUUACAGCAUUUUCAGAGAGUCAUCCCACACCAGCUUGACAGUGGGCCAGAUAAGGUCAUCCAGGCUGCUUAUCAAGUUAAAUACAAUGCCAAGAAGAUGAAAAAGUUAGAGAAAGACUACACUACAAUAAAAACUAAAGAGAUGGAGGAGCAGGUGGAAAUAAAGAGGUUGCGGACAGAGAACAGGCUCCUGAAGCAGAGGAUAGACACACUAGAGAAAGAAAGUGCUUCCUUGGCAGAUAGAUUGAUCCAGGGACAAGUGACUCGAGCUCAGGAGGCAGAGGAGAACUACCUGGUCAAGCGGGAGCUGGCCACAGUCAAACAGCAAGGUGAAGAGGCCAGUGCUCAGCUAGAGCAGGCCAAGACAACCAUCAGGCAGCUCCAGCAGCAGCAGCAGCAGCCGCAAGCGAAGAGAGCUCCUCGGUACUCCGAGGAGUCCGUGCUGCAGCUGGAGAGAGAGCUUGUGCAGGCCCGGCUGAAGGAGGCAGAGUCUCAGUGCGCUCUCAAGGAGAUGCAAGACAAGAUCCUGGAUAUGGAAAAGAGGAACACAUCGCUACCAGAUGACACCAAUGUGGCACGUCUUCAAGAGGAGCUGAUAGGGGUAAAGCUGAGAGAGGCAGAGGCUCUGACCGGCCUGAAAGAGCUGCGACAGCAAGUCAGAGACCUGGAAGAGCACUGGCAGCGUCACUUGGCACGCACCGCUGGUCGCUGGAAGGACAGCCCUAGGAAGAAUACCCUGAGUGAGCUGCAGGACGAGCUGAUGAGUGUGAGGCUACGUGAGGCCGAGGCCCAGGCAGAGCUUCGGGAGACACGGCAGAGGAUGCUGGAGCUGGAAACACAGAAUCAGAUUCACAGUAACCAGCUGCGACGGGCAGAGCAGGAGAGUCGCUGUCUCCAGGAGUGUGUGCAAACACUGACGGUGCAAAAUAAAGAUCUGAAUGUGCAACUGCAAGAGAUCAAGCGGAGACAAGCUGAGAUUGAGUGCAAGAGCAAGGAAGAGGUGAUGGCAGUGAGGCUGCGGGAAGCUGACAACAUAGCUGCUAUGGCUGAACUACAGCAACAGAUCUCAGAGCUUGAGAUUCAGAAAGAAGAAGGAAAGGUCCAAGGCCAACUGAACCACACAGACUCGAGCCAGUACAUCCGCGACCUCAAAGACCAGAUAGCAGAGCUAAAACAUGAGAUUUGCUGCUUAAAAGGACAGAGGGGCUUGACCAAUCAGUCCACUUUUGAUGGGAUCCACAUGAUCAGUCACUAUGUGGGGGAUGAUGGGUCUUACCAGUCUUCAGAUGAAGAUGGGGUCAAGGGCCCGACCCUCCACAACACCCAGCAGAGGAGCGGGGGCCGUAUCAGACUGCGCCCCAACCUCGGGGACACCGACAGUGAGGAGGAGGAGGACGAUGAGGCCCUGCGACUCUCUGUACCUCAGAGCGCCAGCCACAAGUCCACCACCGUGUGACUAUCACCCACUGGAAGUUGGGACAGAGGCUGUCAGUACUCACUGAGGAACAGGAGAUGUGUUUCCAACAGCCAUUUCAGAGUAGAUGUCUGGAUUUGGAGUUCUGAAUUUCAGAAAGGAAACUCAUCAUCAUUUCAUAUCACACUUAUGGAUUUAGUUUAUUUUGUUCACCUCCCUUUUGUAGUUUUUGUUUUCUUCCUGAGGACAGCAAACAACCGUCUGUCUGAGCACCACUGACAGAAGUCGACCAUUAGUGUGGACCUCAGCAGAGAAUGAAAAAAACGUGGAGCGUAUCAAAGUCUACUGGGCCACAAUGGGGCGGGGGCGAAGGGGGUUGACCUCCUGUUGGUACAACACAGAGAAGAGACUGUGCAAUUAAACCUUUUAUGCUAUAUUACACACUUCAUCCAAUGGUUUUAUAUUUUUAAAGUAUUUUAUAAAUGAACAUCAAAAAUGUAUUGAUGCCGUUACUACUAAGUGUCCAUCAUGCAGAGGCAGAAUUGUAUAGGUGCUGUGUGUGUGUAUGUAUGUGUGUGUGUGUGUGUGUGUGUGUGUGUGUAUAUAUA